Messenger RNA from Rosa chinensis, 761 nucleotides. Its product is annotated as 187-kDa microtubule-associated protein AIR9. Bases 106 to 627 code for a protein of 173 amino acids. Gene Ontology annotation, cellular component: plasmodesma; plasma membrane. NCBI's taxonomy places the organism in Eukaryota, Viridiplantae, Streptophyta, Magnoliopsida, Rosales, Rosaceae. The transcript is spliced from 6 exons. The record is from RefSeq and is a predicted model, not a curated record.
GGCAUUUAUAGUGGAGGGAAGGAAGGCAAAAGUAGAAUACAGUGGCUCAUCUGGUUGGGGGGAGUCCUGAUCUUAUCUCUAUACCCGGGGAGUUGGGGAGAAUGUAUGAAUCCAAUGUGGAUGAUGUCGGAUACAGGCUUUGUAGCCAUUUACACUCCUGUAAGAGAGGAUGGAGUGGAGGGGUCACCUGUUUCAGCAUCGACAGAGCCGAUUGCAGUCGAGCCUGAUGUUCUUAAAGAAGUGAAGCAGAAGCUUGAUCUCGGAUCAGUGAAAUUUGAGGCAUUGUGUGACAAGGAUCAAUCUACAAAAAAGACUACUGUGGUAGGAACUCUUGAGAGAAGAACCCUCGAAGUCAAUAGAAAAAGAGUGAAGGUUAUAAAGCCUGGUUCCAAGACUUCUUUCCCGACUACUGAAAUUCGUGGAAGCUAUGCACCUCCGUUUCAUGUGGAGCUGUUCCGAAAUGACCAGCAUCGUCUGAGAAUUGUAGGAGACAGUGAGAGUGUGGUAGACCUGAUGGUGCAGUCCAGACAUGUUAGAGAUGUUAUUGUGCUUGUGAUCAGAGGCUUUGCUCAGAGAUUCAAUAGUACAUCACUCAAUACUCUCCUCAAGAUAGAACAUAAUAUGUAAGGAACCUGUAUCAAUAUUUUCAUAUAUAUCGGUCUCGAUGUUUUUGAGUGAGCCAGUCCACUCCCAUAUUUCUUUUUUCUUUCUGUGUAUGUUACCGAAAAAGAAAAAAGAGCAGUUGAGGCAUUGCAAGUGUC